AUGUCUAGAACAAGUUAUUUUACGUCACCUGAUUUCAGUAAUCAGCCAACAUCUUUACCCAACGCUAUAAUGCAGCAAAUCAACAAUAAAAAUAAAAUUGAGAGCAGUUACUGCAAGGAGUGUGAUGUAGCGGUUCAAAACAUCGCUAUACAUUCACGUAGCGAAGGACAUCGACGCGUUGUUCGUCAAUUGCUAGAGGACAACAUAAAAAUCGUGAAAAGUGCAUACAAUAAUAAUAUUAUUACAUACGAGUAUGAAAACUCUAAAAACAUUUUGCUGCCAAACGAACUUUUGAUAGAUGCGAAAGAACGCCUUGUUACUCUAAUAAAUACGAAUUUACACAAAAAGACAACAAUUAAGUUCAAUAUUGAGCUUCAAGGAGAAUACAUUAAGCCUACAAAUGAACAAGAUGGUCCAUCAACAUCAAAGGAUGCUGCUGUAAGCACUAAAGUGUUUACUCAUAUGUCCAAGAUGACCUUGCUAACUUUGGCGGAUGAUGUAAAUGAAGUCUUCCUUAACCAUGCUGACCAUAUUCUUAACAAUAUGUCAGAAUUUCAGGAGAGAGAUUCUGGCUGGGCUUUACAGAAAAUUCUUAAAAUUGAUGUUAACAUUAAUAAAGCCAGUUUGACACGCGGUUCCCAGUAUAUUGAAACACCAUUUUCAUUAGCAAAAAAGAAAGCCUGUUUGAACAUUAGAAAUAAUGAUGAAUUCUGUUUUAAAUGGUGUGUGGUGUCCGCACUCGGUGAACCAGCAAAUGGAAGCCGAAUCUAUACAUCAUCCUACAACAUUGAUAUAAGACAGGAAGUCUUGUAUCUCCAAACGGGGAUAGUUGUGGAUUUUAGAGGAUUGACAUUCCCGUUGCCACUUAAAAGCAUAAAAAUUUUCGAAGAAAAUAAUAAUAACAUCAGUGUUAACGUGUUUGGCUACGAAAAUGGGGAAGUUGUUGGUCCUUACUACCUUACCAAAAAGAAUAAGCAUCAUCAUAUCAACUUGUUGUUAUUACAUAAUGGAGAACAAUUUCAUUACAUACAUAUUUUAGAUAUGUCACGGUUAUUGAGAAACCAGCUAACAAAACAUAUGAAUGCAACUCAUAUUUGUGAUGGAUGCCUACAACAUUUUACCACACAUAAAAUCCUUGAAGGACACAAGAAGGAAUGCGGAGGUGUUGUGACAAUUUUACCCGAAAAGGACAACAGCACAUUGAAAUUUAAAAAUUUUCAUAAAAAGGAGAGAGUGCCCUUUGUUGUAUAUGCUGAUGCAGAAAGUAUUUUGGAGGACGUUAGUUGGGGUACCAUUAACGGGAAAAAAACGGUAACGGUAAAAAAACAUAUACCAUGUGCAUUUAGUUAUAGUAUACAUUGUAGUUUAGAUAAUAAUUUAAAUAAGUUCAAAUCUUUUAGUGGUCCCAAUGCAGCCAAUGACUUCUUAGAAAAUCUUAUUAAAGAUUCUAAAUAUAUUUAUAAUAAUUAUUUAACGAAGACUAGACCAAUGAAUCGUUUGACACCCUUAGAAUUAGAGGACUUUGAUAGCAGUAGACUAUGUCACAUAUGUGAAAAAGAGUUAGGAAAUGAUAGAGUUAAAGACCAUUGCCAUUUAACAGGUAAAUAUCGAGGGGCUGCACACAAUAGUUGCAAUUUAGAAUAUCGUGUUGCCCGUUUUGUCCCAAUUCUUUUUCAUAAUUUCUCAUCAUACGACUGUCAUCUUUUCAUCAAAGAGUUAGUCAGAUUUGGAGGUGAUAUCAGCGUUAUUCCUCUAAAUAAAGAAAAAUACGUGUCCAUGUCAUAUUUUGUUAAAACGAAAGAGUUCGCAAGCACUUUAGAUGACAAUUCUAUUCAUUCUGAAAAAAGAGAGAAAAAUGCACCUAACCUAGAAUUAAGAUUCUUAGACAGUUUUAGGUUUAUGUCAGCAAGUUUGGAUAGUUUAGCGAAAAAUCUUCCGCCCUCUGAAUUUAAGGCAGUGAGAACACAAUUUCCAAAUGAUGCCGACUUUAACCUCAUGACUAGAAAGGGUGUUUUUCCGUAUGAAUAUAUAUCUUCUUUCAACAAAUUAUUAGAAAAUCAAUUGCCCUCCAGAGAAGAAUUUCAUAAUAAGUUGACAGAUAGUGAGUGUUCAUUAGAGGACUAUGAACAUGCAUUGCGUGUUUGGAACCACUUUAAUUGUCAGACUCUUAAAGAUUAUUUAGAAUUGUAUCUAAAAACAGAUGUUUUGCUUUUGGCUGACAUAUUCGAAAAUUUCCGUGAUCUAUGCAUACGAGUUCAUAAACUUGAUCCAUGCCAAUAUAUAACAGCUCCUUCACUGUCUUGGGAUGCCAUGCUGCUUUGUACUGGGGUUGAACUUGAGCUUUUUACAGACAUUAAUAUGUAUAAUUUUUGUAAAAAUGGUAUUAGAGGAGGGCUAACUCAAUGUUCAACUAGACACUCUGUCGCCAAUAACCCUAGUAUGUCAAAUUAUGAUCAGAGUAAACCUGACGUUAAUAUUUACUACUUAGAUGUUAAUAAUUUGUAUGGAAUGGCUAUGACUCAAUAUCUCCCAAUAAAGGAUUUUAAGUGGGUAGAAGAGGAAGAACUGGAAAAGUUUAAUGACAUUAAUAAAAUAUUAUCAAUUCCGGAUGAUUCUCCAACUGGUUUCAUUUUCGAUGUAGAAAUCGAAUAUCCAGCCAAUCUUCAUGAUAUACAUAAUGAUUUACCCUUUUGCCCUGAAAACAAAUGUAUUGGGGGAUCCAAGACCAAAAAACUAAUUGCAGAUUUUUCAGACAAAAAGUCUUACACCAUUCAUUAUAGAGUUUUAAAGCAGUGUUUGAAACAUAACUUAAUACUUAAAAAAGUAAAUAGAUGUUUAUCAUUCACUCAAUCUAAUUGGCUGGAAAAAUAUAUUAUGAAAAAUAAUAAUCUUCGAGCCAAAGCUACAAAUGCUUUUGAAAAAGAUUUAUACAAAUUAUUCAAUAAUUCAGUUUACGGAAAAACAAUGGAAAAUGUUGACAAAAGGAAAAUUGUUCAGAUUAGAACUCAUUGGGAGUCACAUGGAAAACGAUUGGGUGCUAGAGAUUUUAUUUCAAAACCAAAUUUCCAUAGUUUAUCACAAUUUUCGGAAGAUAUGGUGGCGAUUGAAAUGAAUAAGGUCAAAGUAAAGUAUGAUAAACCCAUUUAUUUAGGAUUCUGCGUUUUAGAGAUAUCCAAAUGGGUGAUGUAUGAUUUCCUAUACGACUUUUUAAAAGUAAAGUUUGGAAAUGAUUUCAUACUGAACUAUAUGGAUACCGAUUCGUUUAUAUUAACAUUUUUUGGUCGAGACCUUUAUCGAGAACUAACACUAGACGACAUAAAGGCACGAUUCGAUACAUCUGAUUUCUCUCCAUCUAACGUUUAUAAACUACCGCUUCUUAAUAAAAAGGUUAUAGGUAUGAUGAAAGAUGAGAACGCAGGUAAAACUAUGAUUGAGUUUGUCGGUCUUCGACCAAAAAUGUAUGCCAUUAAAGUGAGUGAUAGCGAAGAAGUAAAAAAAUCUAAGGGUGUCAAAAAAUGUGUAUUAAAGAAAUAUACAAUUGAUACGUACAGAGAUUGUCUGUAUAAUAAACAAAAUUAUUUUAAUAGCAUGUACACAUUUAGAUCAAGGAAACAUGAUGUAUAUACAGAUAGGAUAACCAAAGUUUGUCUCAGUUUUCAAGAUGACAAACGGUUUAUUAGGGAAGAUGGUAUACAUACGUAUGCUUGGGGACACUACAGGAUUAACGAGGACUUUACAGAUCUAAGCAAUUUACAUUCAACAAUCCCAAUGGAUGUAGAUUUGGACCUCAAUGAAUUACAAAAUUCAAACUUAGGUACAAUAGAUGAGGUUUUAGACUUUGCUAGUAACAAUGGGAAUACAUCUCCCAUGAAUGUAGAAAAUAUAUUAUCAAAUUUUGGCGCAUUAAACUCAUUAGACUUAGCACAUAUACCACUAUUAGAUUUGAAUUUAAAUAUUAAUGAUAUACAUAACAUAGAAUUACCUUCGCCAAUAGAAGAACAAUCUAUUUUUAAUAUGCUAAAUUAA
Musca domestica (house fly) is the source of this 4026-nucleotide messenger RNA. RefSeq lists its product as uncharacterized. The transcript has 2 exons. The record is from RefSeq and is a predicted model, not a curated record. The coding region runs from base 1 to 4026 and encodes 1341 amino acids. Lineage: Eukaryota; Metazoa; Arthropoda; Insecta; Diptera; Muscidae.